Molecule: messenger RNA, 2625 nt
Organism: Owenia fusiformis
Lineage: Eukaryota; Metazoa; Annelida; Polychaeta; Sabellida; Oweniidae
Source: the annotation of a GenBank genome assembly
AUGAUGAGCCGUCUGACAAUUUCCCCAAUAAUGGGAAUUAGAGGAGCGUUUGGGUUAUACACCGUGAACAUACUUCAAACAUCAAAGACGACAUCACGAGAAGUUGGAGAACAGCUUCAGAUUUCUGAACAGACUGAAAUCAAGAUCGAUGCAGCAAGAGAGGGAUACAGACCAUGUGCCCAGAGGGCUUCGAUCCUCUUCUUUGUCUUAAAUGACAUGGGUAGGAUAGACCCUAUGUACCAGUUCUCAUUAGAUGCCUACAUAGAGCUUUUUAAUAUCUCCAUUGACAAAAGUCAAAGGAGUGGCAAACUUGAAGAGAGAAUACAAAAUCUCAAUGAUUACCAUACAUUUGCUGUUUAUAGGUUCACAUGUAGAGGAUUGUUUGAGAAACACAAGUUGUUAUUCUCAUUCCAAAUGUGUGCCAAGAUCUUAGAGGCUUCUGGUAAACUCAACAUGGAUGAAUACAGCUUUUUCCUCAGAGGCGGAGUGGUGUUGGACAAAGACAACCAAAUGGACAACCCUUGUAGUAACUGGCUAAAUGAUUCUGCCUGGGACAAUAUAACAGAGUUAGAUAAACUCACAAACUUUCAUGGUAUUAUGACAUCAUUUGAACAAUACCCACGUGACUGGAACAUUUGGUAUGUGUCGUCAGAACCAGAAACUGCCAGCUUACCAGGUGAAUGGGACAAUGCAUGCAAUGAGCUACAGAGAAUGUUGAUUGUAAGAUCAAUGCGCCCUGAUCGUGUCUCAUUCUGCGCUACAUCCUUUAUCAUUAACAACCUUGGCUCCAAGUUUGUAGAACCUCCUGUACUGGAUAUGAAACAAGUGGUUGAGGACUCCACUACUAGGACGCCUUUGAUAUUUGUAUUGUCUCCUGGUGUGGACCCCACUAGUAUGUUGCUACAGCUUGCUGAACACAGUGGCAUGGCAACAAGGUUCCAUGCUCUUUCCCUGGGUCAAGGUCAGGCUCCCAUAGCAACGCGCAUGAUCCAUGAAGGUGUCAAAGAGGGCAACUGGGUAUUCUUGGCUAACUGCCACUUGUCUCUCAGCUGGAUGCCACAGCUGGAUAAACUUGUAGAGCAGUUACAAGUUGAACAACCACAUCCAGAGUUCAGAUUGUGGUUAAGCAGUUCUCCUCACCCUGAGUUCCCAAUUUCCAUACUCCAAGCUGGAAUCAAAAUGACAACGGAACCCCCCAAGGGUCUGAAAGCAAACAUGAAGCGUCUAUACACAUUGCUGACUGAUCAACAAUUCACAAGAUGCAAGAAACAAGACAAGUACAAGAAAUUGUUGUUUUGCUUGUGUUUCUUCCACAGUGUAUCAGAGAACCUCCUCAGUAUUUAUCUUGACGAGUAUGAUGAAAUCCCAUGGGAUGCUCUCAAAUAUCUCAUUGCUGGUAUCAACUAUGGAGGCCAUGUUACCGAUGACAGUGACAGGCGUCUACUGUUGACAUACAUCAAUGAUUUCUUCCAAGAGAAUAGUGUUAGCACACCAUUUCAUAAAUUGUCAAUUCUUCCAACAUACUACGUUCCUAAAGAUGGUCCUCUAUCUGCUUAUAUCGAAUACAUCACCAUGCUGCCAAACAUUGAUCACCCAGAGGCCUUUGGGCAACAUCCAAAUGCUGAUAUUACAUCCCAGAUCCAAGAGACCAGGAUGUUGUUUGAGACAUUAUUGUCUCUUCAACCCCAGGUUUCAUCCUCAGGAGGGGAGAGCAGAGAAGAUAAGGUGUUAGAGUUGGCUAGUAACAUUUACAAAACAUUACCAGAAAAUAUUGACUAUGAGAACACUGUUAAAAUACUCUCAGUAGACCCAUCUCCCUUAAAUGUGGUCCUCUUACAAGAGAUCCAACGUUAUAAUGCGCUCCUUAAUGAGAUCCGCAACCAGUUGACAGACUUAGAGCGUGGUAUUCAAGGUUUGGUUGUGAUGUCACAAGAAUUGGAAGAUAUCUUCUCCUGUAUAUAUGAUGCCAGAGUUCCACCUGCCUGGGAAAAGGCUUACCCCUCUAUGAAGCCCCUGGGUAACUGGACUCGUGAUUUAGUGGACCGCGUAGCACAGUUUGAGAAAUGGGCCACUACAGCUCACCCUCCUAGCAUAUUCUGGAUGUCUGCAUUCACCUUCCCUACAGGGUUCCUAACUGCUGUUUUGCAGACUUCUGCCAGGCAGAAUAAUGUGUCUGUUGAUCUACUUUCAUGGGAGUUCACUGUCCUUACUGUAUAUGAUAACAACAUAAUGAGUGCUCCCAAGGAUGGAGUAUACAUUAAGGGCCUGUACCUACAAGGUGCUGGUUGGGAUAAGAAGAAUGCAUGUCUAGUUGAGGCAGAACCCAUGCAACUUGUUUGUCCCAUUCCAUCAAUCCAUUUCAAACCAGUUGAAAACAAGAAGAAAAGUGGAAAGGGCAUGUACCAGUGCCCGGUCUACUACUAUCCUAACAGGGCAGGUGGGAAUGGACGUGCAUCAUUCGUCGUAUCUGUUGAUUUGAAGUCAGGGGAGAAAACUGCUGAUCAUUGGGCCAAGAGGGGAACUGCAUUACUAAUGAGUCUUGAUAAUUAGACUUCUAGAGGAGAGCAUCAGUGAUAUUGGACUAUUUUAAGGAACUGCAUUACUUAAGAGUUGAUGAUUGGACUU